AUGUGGCGCAUGGGCAAAAUCCAGGAACUGCGUCGUUACUUCGGUCCAUGGGCCAUCGUGGGCUUUGCAUCCAUCCUAGGCUGUGCGUGGGAAUAUGCCUUGAUCACCGUCAUCUGGUCUUUGCCCAACGGAGGACCGGCUGGAGCUGCGUACAUGUUUCUGGCAUGUAUUGUAGGAUUGUUCCUCUCCACCCUGAGCUUGGCAGAAAUGAGCUCCAUGGCUCCAUCCGCGGGAGGACAGUAUCACUGGAUCUCGGAAUUCGCUCCACAGUCCAUCCAGAAGUUGCUGUCCUAUUUGGUAGGAUGGCUGACUGUGCUUGGCUGGCAGGUCGGACUCGCAAGCGUGAGCUAUGCCGCCGCAGUGCAAAUGGAAGGACUUGCUAUCCUCGUCAAUCCGUCCAUCACCUUUCAAGGCUGGCAUGCAACUUUAUUCACCAUCGCCAUUGCACUAGUCGCAGUCCUGUUCAACACGGUGCUCGUGGAGAAGCUACCAGUCUUCGAGUUCAUCAUCCUGAUCCUGCACGUGGCAGCAUACAUUGCUUUUGAAGUAGUACUGCUGGCCAUGGGCCCACAAUCCUCUCGCAAGGAAGUCUUUGACCAGUGGAAUAAUGAGAACGGCUGGCCAAAUCUCUCCACAGCCGUUCUCAUCGGCAUCAUCGCCCCAGUCACCACCCUCACUUCAGCCGACUCCAUCUGUCACCUGGCCGAAGAACUCAAGGAUGCCAGCAAAUGGCUUCCACGCUGUAUGGUCGGCGCCGCAGCUCUCAACUUCAGCAUAUCCUUCCUCAUGCUGCUCACAGUCCUCUUCCGAGCCGGCGACAUCGAGGCUGCCAUCAAUUCCCCAACAGGACAACCAUACAUCGAGAUCCUCCUCAACGCCACCGGAUCCGUGACCGGCACCGCCAUCAUGGUCGCCUACAUCAUCCUCAGCCUAAUGUUCUGCGCCAUCAACAUGGUCACCACAUCAAGCCGACAACUCUACUCCUUCGCACGUGACCGCGGUCUCCCCUUCUCCAGAUUCUUCUCCAAAGUCUCCAGCCGCAACAUGAUUCCCAUGAACGCCGUCUGCGCAACUCUCGUCUUCACCGUCAUCCUCUCAUUGGUGUUGAUCGGCUCCUCCCUAGCCUUCAACAUCAUCGCCUCCCUCGGCGCAGCAGCGAUCUUAGCCUCCUACCUCAUCUCCAUCACCUGCAUCACCUACCGCAAACUCACCCGCUACAAACUCCCCACCACACGCUUCCCGCUGGGAAACCUCGGCCUUCCGAUUAAUCUUCUAGCUCUCUGCUUCCUCAGCUUGGCUUUUGUUUUGGUCUUCUUCCCAGCUGCGCCAAACCCUACGCCUGAGUCUAUGAACUGGGUGUCGUUGAUUUUCGGGUCGGUCAUGCUGCUGGCUUUGCUUAUGUUCGUGGUUAAGAAACGACAUGAGUAUACUGGACCCGUAGUGCAGGUUCGGAGGGAGGAGGAGUGGAAUGAGGUGGAACUUCGUGGGAAGCGGAUGUCGUAG
Messenger RNA from Pseudocercospora fijiensis CIRAD86, 1503 nucleotides. RefSeq lists its product as uncharacterized. The transcript has a single exon. The record is from RefSeq and is a predicted model, not a curated record. Gene Ontology annotation, molecular function: transmembrane transporter activity. Gene Ontology annotation, biological process: transmembrane transport. Lineage: Eukaryota; Fungi; Ascomycota; Dothideomycetes; Mycosphaerellales; Mycosphaerellaceae. Gene Ontology annotation, cellular component: membrane. The coding region runs from base 1 to 1503 and encodes 500 amino acids.